Messenger RNA from Paramacrobiotus metropolitanus, 771 nucleotides. Its product is annotated as atrial natriuretic peptide receptor 1-like. Lineage: Eukaryota; Metazoa; Tardigrada; Eutardigrada; Parachela; Macrobiotidae. The transcript is spliced from 5 exons. Gene Ontology annotation, biological process: intracellular signal transduction; receptor guanylyl cyclase signaling pathway; cGMP biosynthetic process. The record is from RefSeq and is a predicted model, not a curated record. Gene Ontology annotation, molecular function: peptide receptor activity; guanylate cyclase activity. Bases 1 to 771 code for a protein of 256 amino acids.
AUGGAAGUGGUCAAAUGGUCCAAUUAUUUAUACGGUGGAAACGGCAAUCUGGCUGAGAAGAUACUGUGGCGGUUGUCACAGCACUCGGAGGAUUUAGAGGAGGAAGUCCUGCGAAGGACCACGAAUCUUCUGGACGAACGCGCCAAAUGCGACGCUAUCUUGGCUCGCUUUCUUCCAUCCUCGGUGGUUCGCCAGCUGCGCAGCGGCAGCAAUGUGAUACCCGAGAUGUUCGAGCUGGUGACGCUCAUGUUCACGGAUAUGCCGGAUUUCGGGGCCUACGUCGCUCGUCAUCCACCGCUGCGGGCCACCACGGUGUUGGCCGAGCUGGAUAUGCUGUUCCACGCGUUGCUGUCGCAGUACGCUGUGUACCGCGUGGAGAACAUUUCCGAUUCCUAUAUGAUCGCUAGCGGUGUUCCGGUGGCCAAUGGUACCCAGAAUGUGCUGGAGAUCUGCAGCUUGGCGCAGGCAGUGAUGCGCCGCGCACCGGAAAAGUUGUCGGUGUAUCAAGAGCUCCCGAUCAAAGUCGGCAUACAUUCCGGUCCGUUGGCUGCCGGAGUUAUUGGGACAAAGAAACCGAAAUACUGUCUGUUCGGCAACACGGUCAACAUUGCCUCACGCAUGUGCAGCCACGGAAUCAGCGGGAGAAUACAAUUAAGCGACAGUACGGCCGACGUGGCGCGGACGGUUUAUCCGCAGUUAAUGCUCGAGGAACGCGGAUGGAUCGCUGUCAAGGGCGCUGGCGAGAUGCAGACUUUCUGGCUGCAGUUUUAA